Messenger RNA from Fukomys damarensis (Damara mole-rat), 4676 nucleotides. It is a transcript of the gene St3gal5, whose product is annotated as ST3 beta-galactoside alpha-2,3-sialyltransferase 5. The record is from RefSeq and is a predicted model, not a curated record. Gene Ontology annotation, molecular function: lactosylceramide alpha-2,3-sialyltransferase activity. The coding region runs from base 25 to 1197 and encodes 390 amino acids. The transcript has 6 exons. Lineage: Eukaryota; Metazoa; Chordata; Mammalia; Rodentia; Bathyergidae.
CCCUCUUCCCCUCUCUUCACAGCAAUGCUAAAUGAUUACAACUCUGUGAAACUGAGAAUCAGUUGCUCAAGGCUUUCCCUGCAAUGGUACACCUGUGUUCAGAACAAGAUGAGAAGACCCAACUUGCUGUUAAAAGACAUCCUCAAAUGUAUGUUGCUUGUGUUUGGAGUGUGGAUCCUUUAUAUCCUCAAGUUAAAUUACACCUCUGAAGAAUGUGACAUGAAAAAAAAGCAUUAUGUGGACCCUGACCGCAUAAAGAGAGCUCAGAGAUGUGCUCAGCAAGUCCUGCAGAAGGAAUGUCAGCCUAGAUUUGUGAAGACAGCGAUGGCGCAGCUGUUUGAGCACAGAUAUAGCCUAGACUUGGCGCCCUUCGUGCAGAAGAUCCCUGGAGCCAAUGAGGCCAAGUACAAGUAUGAUCCUCCCUUUGGAUUCUACACUUUCUCCAAUAAAGUCCAGUCUCUCCUGGAAAUACUGCCAGAGCACGACUUCCCUGAACACUUGAAAGCCAAGCCCUGUCGGCGCUGCGUGGUGAUCGGGAGCGGGGGAGUUCUGUAUGGCCUAGAGCUGGGCCACGCCCUGAACCAGUUUGACAUUGUUAUAAGGUUAAAUAGUGCACCAGUCGAGGGCUAUUCCGAGCAUGUUGGAAAUAAAACUACCAUAAGGAUGACCUACCCAGAGGGUGCACCACUGUCUGAUGCUGAAUAUUAUGCCAACGACUUGUUUGUCACUGUUCUAUUUAAGAGUGUUGAUUUCAAAUGGCUUCAAGCAAUGAUAAAAAAUGAAACCUUGCCAUUUUGGAUCCGACUCUUCUUUUGGAAACAGGUGGCAGAAAAAAUCCCACUACCACCAAAACACUUCAGGAUUUUGAAUCCAAUUAUUAUCAAAGAGACUGCCUUUGACAUCCUUCAGUACUCAGAGCCUCGGUCAAGAUUCUGGGGCCGAGAUAAGAACGUCCCCACAAUGGGCAUUAUUGCCGUGGUUUUAGCCACACAUCUGUGUGAUGAGGUGAGCUUGGCAGGUUUUGGAUAUGACCUCAGUCAACCCAGAAUGCCUUUGCACUACUUUGACAAUCUGUGCAUGGCUGCCAUGAACUGGCAGACAAUGCACAACGUGACCACGGAGACCAAGUUCCUCCAGAAGCUGGUCGGUGAGGGCGUGGUGACAGAUCUCAGCGGGGGCAUCCAGCGUGAACUCUGAGCAGGGCGGACCGCUCGGAACUGUAGCAGGGACCGCCAGCUGUUCUGAAUCAUCUUCUGGAUGCAUUUCAUCCUGCAAAUACUUUGAAGUGCAGCUGGUGUUUUAAACUUUUAAUUUAAAGAAAACAAAGAGUUUAGCUCUUCCCACUUUUUUAUUUAUUUGGAGAGAGUGCUUGUUUUUUGCACAUUUUGUAAGUUACAUUGAAGAAUAGAGUUGGAAAGACUUUUCUAGGAGAAUUGUAUGGAGUGAUGUUUAUUUUAAGAAAUUUAUUUUAAGAUUUAAUUGGUGAGAACUCUGUCCAUGUAGUGCGUACAUCGAAUACCAGGUAAUGAAGUGGAAGGAGAAGGAAGCUUCCCUUUGAUGAUGGCCCUGAAUGCCUGAUUGGUCCUCGCCACUCCGGGAGCCCAAGGAGGCUUCCAAUUGCUAAACCACUGGCAGCUGUGGGAGGCCUGGAGCCAGUUGGACAAGUUCAAGGACCCCCUACCCCCACCCGUUAGUCUGUCCUCUGCCAAGGACUCCCAGAAUCCGAAUCCGGCAGGGGAGGUAUCCCCGAGUACUGUGAAGCUGCCCUAGGCUGCAGAAGCCAUGUCUUCCCAGCAAUUGUGAAGGCUCUUGAAUUUCUUGAGAAUUUUUUUAUCACCCUUCCAAAGCAUUUAAGUGUUAUCUAGAUGUGCCACUGUCUGAGGUGGCUGAAAAGAUGAGAACAAAACCUCUCUUUCCAGAGUCAAGAGGAAUAAACCCUUUCCAGGAAUAACCACAUUUUUUGAAAUACUGAAAUGCAAUCCUCCCAGUGUUAUAAAUUGCUUAUUUUUUAAAAAACCUAGAUUUUUAAAUGCCUACCUGGCAGUGUGUACCAAGCCAUGUGCUGGUGCAGGAAAAAAAAAAUAGAAAAAGAAUAAUAAAAGCUUUUGAGGAGCCCUGUAGUCUUAAUUUGAGUAUUUAUUUUAAGAAAAGAAGUUUCCAAGUCUACCUAAAACGUUGCCUUUGUAUGUUGCUGCUCAGUAGAGCCCUCCUGGCAAGAUUCUUGAAUCCAGACAGCUGCAGACCCAGGAACCAGCUUGGUCUCAGAUCAGGUCUGUGCUGCCCCACCCCCACCCCAGUCUCUCCAUCAUCUCUCUCUCUCCUGCAGCCCUGCUGCCCACGGUCUAGCAGCGCUGACCUGUGGCUGUGACCAGUCAUGGCACCCACUUAGUGGGCCUCCGUCUCCAGGCCUCUGGGCUCUGGCUCAGAGUGGCUCGUAGAGCCAAAUAGUAUUUCUAUGGUAUCUUUUCAUAAAAUUUUGCCUGGAUUUUGGGUUCUACUGUAAAAGAUGAUUUGUUUAAAAGAAAGUAUUCAAAAAGUCUCACUAGGUAUAUGGCUUCAUUUGGAAAAUUGAGAUUCAGGAAGAUGGUUCAGUUUCCCUGUAGCUCAGGUUGGGCUUGGAUGGCACCAUCUGGCCCUGGGCCCACCCCUCAGCCCUUAGGAUUAAUUGGGAAAGCCCACAUGUUUUAAUAAUAAUAACAUCGGUUGAAACUUUCUCAGAAAACUGUCUUUAUAUGGGACACCUCUUCACUGGUACCUGCGGACUCGGGUCCCUCCUGCCGGGCCAGGCUGCUGGGAAGCAUGAAGCUUAGGCCUGUACUUGGUCAGCUUCCAGCAAUGGCCAGGCCUACUCUCGUCCCAGCCCCUCCUCUGCAUGGCCCACUUUUGCAUCCUUAUGUUUUGUGCACACCUCUCAAAUGCUACCUCCUCACGGGCAGUAAGUACAUGCCCUAAAUAAGUAAAUAAGGAAUAAACUUUUAGACCUUGGAUGGAACCCACCAGUCUUACAAGGGUUGACCCAAGAUCAUCUUUCAGGGCUUCUAACACUUUAGCAUUUUUGUUGGAAAUACCUACUUUGUUCCCCCCCUGUUUUGGUGCUCUGACACCUGCUUUUCUGAAAACAGACCUUUUCUUGGCAUCUCAGAAUGUCCUAAGGUUGGGCUGCAGUAACAGGUUGCACUCUCAUCCUAACAGUGCAAAUGCAUGCCCCUCUUACACAGAUGGCAUUGAGUGGACUAGACAUCCUCUACAUUCUAGAGUUUUAGUUUGCUGGUUUUUCCUAUGGAGACGACCCUCUUGAGGAACCUAGGUGACCUUCGGAAAUGCUUCUGGGACUGGGAUGAAUGCUUCAUGGACAUGGGAUGUCCAUGUAUUUAGACAAAGUUGAACUAGGAUCUUACAAAACAAUUUCAGGUAGUCCAGAUCUUGCCUUACUUUUCUCAUGGAUCAUUUUGUGUCACAUGUCCCCAAGAGCAAGGCAUUGGAAAUGUCUGUUUCCACAGAUUGAAGGGCUUUUCUCAUUUGUUGGAUCUGUUAGUUAAAAUAAGCUUUCAAACCAGUUUUUAUGACUGAACUUUCCUUGUUGAAUGAUGGGCUGAGUGGCAAAGGUGGCCUUGAUUAUAACAGAAAAAAGCAAUGGUCAGACUAUAGUCUAGGAUGCUAAAGACUUCUAAGCCUAAGUAUCACUUUGAUUUGGCUCCCUUCUAACCCAGCACUCUGGUCCCAUGCUAGAUAUAUUAGCCACUUUUCAUUGCUGGGACAAGAUACCUGUUAUAUACCACUUAAAGGGGAAAAGAUUUAUUUUGGCUCAUGGUUUCAAAGAGUUUAGUUUGUGGUGAGCUGGCUCCAAGACAGAAAUGGGGUGGUAGAAUGCAGAGAAAAAUUGCUCAACCCAUAACAGCCAGGCAGCAGAACAUAAAACCCAGAGAGAGAUGUGCCCUCCGGAGGCAGACCCCAAGUGACCUAAGUCCUGGGCCCCACCUCCUAACAGCACAUUCAGCCAUGAGCUCAUCCAUGAAUUAAUCUACUGAUGAGCACAGUACCUCCAUGGCCCAAUCAACCUGAAAGCCCUACCUCUUCACACAGACUUGUUAGGGAACAUUUUAGACCUAAACCAUAAGAUUACAUAUAAAGGGGAUUAUAAAAUUUGGCUUUAACUUUCUCAAGAAACUUUUAGACCAGCAUUGUAGGAAGAUUAAAGAAUGCAAUGAAUAUUGUCCUUGUCAGGUGUAGACCAUCCAAGUGUAAGUUACAUUUCCAUCCGUUCUUUGUAACACAUCAGUGAGUCCAGCUGAGAAAGAAUUUAACUGAAUUCGUCUUGGAAAGAAGUAAGCUUUUAAUAUACACUUGUGCAUAGAAAACAACUGUGGGCCCUUGAGCCUUCUCUUCAUACAAACAUUGUAACAAAACACUUCCUCAAUCAAAGGACCCUGUGUUGUGACUCAUGGGACAAGGACCUUCUUCCAGAGCACUGACACUCUGCAGAGGGCUACCCUGAUGAACACACACUCAGCUCUCAGAUGAGAGGACAGCAGAUGCCACACACAAACAUGCCACUUCCCACCUUUGCCUCUCGAGGGCAGAACCCCCUGGCCCAACCUCCUGAUUAUUCUCUCCUUUCUCACGUUCCUACGUCAUUUUGCACAGCAUGGAUUUGCAUUUAUGAAGCAAGUUAUUUA